CACAGAAUUACAGUUUCUUUAGAAACUUGCCCUCUAUAAACUUUUAAAAGAUAAUUAUUCAAACGUCAUUCAACUGUGAACCUUGAAACGUGCGAGGAUUGAUCUAAAAUAAUUCAAAAUUUCUGAAGGAAAUUCAGCGCACAAUAAUUAGCGUUGGUAAACUGUUCAAUCGGAAUCAUGCUCGAUUCUGAAAGCUCGGCGUUUAUAAAAGAACUCGACUACCACUUUGAAACUUCAGGUGCAAGAUUCGAGCGGCUACCGAAUGAAAGGAAUUUAAGGAACUUGGCAUUUCUUUAAAGUGUUCAUCGUAGUCUGUUCUUGUGACCUCAUCGUGGUUGUUCUGGGUGGAUCCAUGAGGAAAUUUAGGGACUUCAAAUCCGAGUGUGAAAGCAAACAUUGGUUUUUCUUUUACGCUGCAAACGAUGGGCCGCCUGUCGUCUUUGGUAUGGGGCAAAUUCAUCGCCAUCAGAGCGAGAGCAGCCACAGUUGUCGUAAUUUCUGAGGUAGAGGAGGAAUGAUGGUGCCGUGUAGGUACGCACGGGACAUGACUUCUGGCAGUUUGGCAGAAUGCGGAAACAUUUUACGAGUUCCUCCAACACUCUGCAUGCAAGUUUCCUCAGCUACUGUCAGCAGGUUAUACGUAAGGAUAGACAACACGCUUUGCUGAAGCCAAAACAAAAUCUUGGACAUGCAGUCACGUAGCUUAUAGGAAACAUAAAAACUAAAUUUCAGUUGUACAUGAAUGAUCGUGUAUAUUUGCUUCCGUGCCUGCUGAUCUUCAUCAGUGCAGCCACUUUACCGCCAUUUUAGACGCUUUCAGCUGUGAUUUACGUAUGGUAAAACUAAUUAAUUGUGCGACUACCCUACAAAUUUCUGAGACGGCAAUCAGUGUAAAAGAGAGCUCCACGAUUUUCGUGAUAUCGUUGAAAAUGAAAUCUGGCUGUUAAAAAAGUUUGUGAACGGCUUUCAGUUCACUUUAGACUACUUCUCCUGGUGCUGAAGCGGAAGUUACAUUUCCUUCCAUGAUCGCUGAUUAACAAUAUCAACGUCAGGCUUGAUACCCCUGCUUCAACGCCAUUUAGGAAGAGAAUACAGCUUCAUUGCUGAGACUAGAAACAUCCUGCUUCAGUUAUGGCGAAAAAACAAAAGAUUCAGCUAUUGCGGAUGAACGAGAAUACUUGAAAAGGGGCCUUGCGAUACACUGAACCUUCAGACAGAACGGAGUUGUCGUACAGCUUCAACCUCGAUCAUGGAUGGUUUUCCAGAGAAAAAGGAAGCGCAUUACGAAAAGGAAACUCCAGUUAACGAUUAUGUCGAAGAUGGUCUUAAAGGAGGGAAACCUGCCUCAAGAAAAUGGACCAUUAUGCGGACCACCGCUAUCUUUGCAGUUAUCUCUCUCGUAGUUUGUGGAAUCAUUCUCACAGCAACCUUGUUGACUCGAAAAAAGCAAUUUACUGAGCGCUUAGUGGAGGUCAACUUAGAACCAGGUGAAACUCUGGUGUAUCAAGUCGAACAAGCUCUGGAAGUAAAGAGCGGAGAGCUUCAAAAAGGAACCUUAAGAACCAUCGUUGCACUUCAAGUGAAAAACAAGACUUCAGAAGAGUAUUGGUUCAUUUUAAAGAUCAUCAGCAUUACUGCUGAAGGAGAAAACUUGGAAAGAAUCGUUAACGUAGACCCGGGAAGACCGGUAUAUUUUUUGGUGAGGGUUGAGCGCACUUCAAGGUCUGAUGCGUCUAACUCCACUGAGGGAGACGAAUCAUUUGAAUUAUACGGAAACCAAAGGUCCGACGCAGAGUUCACUCGUUAUGUCCGAGCCAUGCUUACUCAGCUUCUCCCAACUGUUGAACGUAAUCUUUACGAACGUGUAGAUGGAGAGAAACCAGAACCAAAUUCUGAGCCAAAACCUGAAAAAUCUUCCAUGUUUCCCGGUAUUGUGAAGAUGCAUAGGGAGGCAAACACAUCGGAACAUGACGGAAUUUUGAUCAAGAAUCAUUUCAAUCGUUCAGAUGUCACCAAUAUGACAUCUGACAUUGACUUGGAGAUGUCAUAUGCUGAAUCGUCAGUUCUUAAGAAGAGCAACGGUAUGGUAGCUAAGAGUCAGGUUGAUUUGACUGAACAAUUGAAUUUUGGAGAGCCAAUUCGACUCAAGAAUGGUUCUACAGCCGACAUGAUGAACAUUACAUUCACGAGUAAGGUAACACUUCUUGAUGACGAAAAGUCUCGCAGAAGUUAUCUUAAAGACGACGAGUUAGCGGAUAUCAGCGUCCGUGGCUUCGUAAAGCUUCAUGCUCCAAAAUCUGACGUAAAGUUAGCGGUAAAGGGGUCCAAGCGAAAGGCUGUGAAAGAACCUACUGGUGAGUCAAGAGCAUCACAUGCCACCUUUGCCAACACAGAUGAAUCAGAAAAAAACUCGACCGCAGACUCGUAUGUCUCAAGAAACCGAACCCGCAGACAAGCCAUUACCAUUCUUAGGUCAGCCGAGAAGGAGGAGAGUGUAACACUGAUGGAUAAAAAGAUAUUUGGUGUCAACGCAAAAGUAGAGGAAACAUUUCGCAUCAAGUUACAGACUGAAGUAAAAAACGAAAUGACCGUUACUCUCCGUUUAGGCUCCGACUCGACGAGGCUAUUAGACGAAUCCUUCAGCGCCCAUCGAAGUAAGACCAAUAGUUGGUCCUUCUCGGUUUCAGUGGGUAUACAUGUUCCAGUAUUUAUCAUCUCCCUUGCUGUGAAAUUCAAACUAGGGAUAGCUGGUAGCCUCACAGUUAGCCAGGGCUACAACAUACAGUCAUCUCUGGCCUAUUACGCAACGGUUAGGCCAUCAUUGGCAGUGACAGCUUCUCUCCAUGGCUAUGUAUCAGUGCUCAACCUUCGGGCUGGUGUUCCUGGCGACGGUAACUUAAUGCGCGGAAGUCUUCCUCUCACAGUUUCAUUCAACGAAAAUCGCGCAUGCGUGGUUGCUUCUGCCGAUGUUAACAUUCUCGAACUGGAGGCUAGUAUUUAUUAUCAGUGGUUAAAAUGCCGCCUGGAAUGGUUCAGAAUCAAAUGCUCUUGGGGCACUCGCCGUAAUCUGCUCUCGAUCGGCAGAAUGUCCGCUAUCGCUCUGAGGCUAAAGCUGCUUGAAUUCUGCUGCUGAUUGGAAGCUUGUAAAAGAUCUUCAAUACGUAUAGCUAUGUUUCCUAAAACGUGAUUCGUUGAUGUACAUUGGCGCUGACUGGGGCCACUUAGCAUUUACUUCAACUUUCGUACACAAGAGAAGUUUUCAAUAAUAGGUAUCAUGAUAUUAAUUGGAAUCACGAGAACUUAAAAGUGAAGAAGUCAUUUGCUCUUUCUCUGUUCUUUUUAUUGUUGUGGUAGCUUUAGUAUUUACUGAUCUUGAUUGAUUUGAGAUAGACCUUGUCAUACUUUCAAAGAGCCAGCUGGCUAAUUUUUUUGUAAGCACCGAACAAACUGCUCAGUUAAAUUAAUGUCUAAAUUAAAGUAAAUUUGUUUUUCGUUAUACUUCCAUGGUUAACAUGAUACAUGCGUAAAAUUACCGUAGGCCGUGAAAAUGGAACUAACCAACAGUACUCUUUUUGAAGAGGGUGAUAGGAUUAAGUGUUAUUUGAUUUUUUUUUUCAAAUGUUAAGGGUCGUAGUGCAAGCUAAUAUUGAUGUGUUUUGGAGAUACCAUAUGUCCUCAUUAUAUAACCCAGCUACUUCCAGGAAAUUCAAAUUUGUACAGCAGAGCCAAUUGUCAUACGAACUACAACUUAAUGUGCCUCAGUGCUACAGAGAAACGGAAGGGGUAGGACUUUUCAUAUUCGUGGGGCAAAGGAAAUUCCUUUAGAUAUACGCAAAAAGGACACCGUUAGGUCUUUAAAAGAUCUGCCAUCCAAAAGUUCUUUUAGCAUAGUGUUAAGGUGGAACUUAUAUGUAUCAGAUAUAAGUAUAGGUUUUUUGCAUGAUUUUAGAUUAUUCAAAUAGAAUAGGGCAGAAAGCCACCAGUUAAUCAGUUUAUAGUAAUUUUAUAUGUUACCCUUUAUACAAUAUAUAAGUUGUUACUUAAUAACAUAAUGUUUAAAAGUUUAAUGUUUGGUAUUACAAAAAACAUAUUGUUAAGUCUACUAGCGGUUAGUUUACUCAAUAAAAAAAAGUUUUUCAAAC
This is a messenger RNA of Stylophora pistillata, 4142 nucleotides long. RefSeq lists its product as uncharacterized. The record is from RefSeq and is a predicted model, not a curated record. NCBI's taxonomy places the organism in Eukaryota, Metazoa, Cnidaria, Anthozoa, Scleractinia, Pocilloporidae.